AUGCUGCUGCAUCUGAGAUGCUUGUGGCAAGCAGCAUCUCGUGUACCGGAGCAGAAAGUCUCCGCGGCCAGUUUCAAACGGUUGCUGUCCACAGGAAGUUUUGCUAAAGAGUCUGCUGCAUCGGGGACUGAAACCAUGCGAGGCGCCGGAGGCUUCUCUCUUUCAGUCACAGAAGAGUGCGUGAGGCGAUUGAGGGAACUUGCCACGCGUGCACCGAAGCACUUGCCUUUUGCGCUGCGGGUUACAGUCAACAGCGGGGGCUGUGCAGGUUUCCAGUACGAGUUUAAGCUUGAACACAGUGGACCCGCAGCGGAGGACGUUGUUUUCGAGAAAGACGGCGUUCGCGUUUAUGUGGACGCGAUCAGUGCUCCGUUGCUUUCUGGCGCAACAAUCGACUAUGAAGAUGAGCUCAUACGGUCAGCAUUCAAGGUAGAGGGGAAUCCUAACGCCGAAGCAAACUGCAGCUGCGGAACAAGCUUUGCGCCCCGUUUUUAA
This is a messenger RNA of Cyanidioschyzon merolae strain 10D, 495 nucleotides long. Its product is annotated as similar to nitrogen fixation associated protein HesB. The record is from RefSeq and is a predicted model, not a curated record. Gene Ontology annotation, biological process: iron-sulfur cluster assembly. NCBI's taxonomy places the organism in Eukaryota, Rhodophyta, Bangiophyceae, Cyanidiales, Cyanidiaceae. Gene Ontology annotation, molecular function: 4 iron, 4 sulfur cluster binding; iron ion binding; 2 iron, 2 sulfur cluster binding. Gene Ontology annotation, cellular component: mitochondrion. Bases 1 to 495 code for a protein of 164 amino acids. The transcript has a single exon.